Molecule: messenger RNA, 720 nt
Organism: Dromiciops gliroides (monito del monte)
Lineage: Eukaryota; Metazoa; Chordata; Mammalia; Microbiotheria; Microbiotheriidae
Product: chloride intracellular channel protein 1-like
Exons: 1
Coding region: 88-720 (210 amino acids)
Source: RefSeq, a predicted model, not a curated record
GAAGAGCAGACACAGGUCGAGUUGUUCGUCAAGGCCGGAAGUGAUGGUGCCAAGAUUGGGAACUUCCCCUUCUCUCAAAGACUUUUCAUGGCACUCUGGCUUAAGGGUGUCACCAUCAAUGUCACCACUGUAGACACCAAGAGGAGAACAGAGAUAGUACAGAAGUUGCGUCCUGGAGGUCAGCUCCCAUUUUUACUGUAUGGCAAUGAAGUAUACACAGACACUAACAAGAUUGAAGAGUUUCUGGAGGAGGUGCUGAGUCCCCCUAGGCACCCCAAGUUGGCAGCAAAGAAUCCAGAAUCUAACACAGCUGGCCUAGAUGUCUUCGCCAAAUUUUCUGCCUGCAUCAAGAAUUCAAACCCAACUCUCAAUGCCAACUUGGAGAAGGGGCUAUUGAAAGCCCUGAAGGUUCUGGACAAUGAUCUGACAUCACCACUUCCAGAGGAGAUUGAUGAGACAAGUGCAGAAGAUGAGGCUGUCUCCCACAGAAAGUUUCUGGAUGGUGAUGAGCUUACAUUGGCUGAUUGCAACCUACUGCCCAAGCUUCACAUCAUACAGGUUGUAUGUAAGAAAUAUCGGGGAUUUUCUAUCCCAGAAGAGUUUCAAGGGGUGCAAAGAUAUCUCUGCAAUGCUUAUGCCAGAGAAGAUUUUGUUUCUACCUGUCCAGAUGCUGAGAAGAUGGAGAUAGCCUAUGAGAUCAUAGCCAAAGCCCUACAGUAG